AGCCCAAUUGAUGGGUUGGGUAGUAGAAGCCCAUAAAGUCCACCGACUUUCCUCAUCGAUAAAUGGUAAAUGGUAAUAAUAAUAAUAAAAUUACCUUUGUAACGUGUUCUCUGUACACUGGUCUACCAUUUUCAUCAGACAACAACAAUGGAAUACGCGUAAUAAAAGCGGUGAUUUUUAUUUUAUUAUAUAAAUUUUCUUAUAUAUAAUCUUCUUUCUUGGCUUGUAUUUUAUUAAAGUUCUAAUCUUUUUGCUCACUUCUUCCAUUCCAUUCUCCCCAAACAAAUAUCUUUCUUUACUCUCUCAUUUGAUUUUGGUGUCAAGAAAUCAGAGAUGGAUGAUCUCAUGCCAGAAAGAGAAGAAGAAACUAAGCUUCAUUUCACUUCUUUGAAUGAAGAAAAUGGUGAUGAGAAAAAAAGUGGGCUUAUAACCAAUUUCAUUUCCAACUUAGUCUCUCCUUCUUCUAGUCCCAAAUCUCAAAAGGGUGAAAAUGAAGCUGAAACAACACCAAAUGGGGAUUAUUCCAAGUCUGAGGAAGAAGAAGAAAAUGAUGUAGAUGAUGAGAAAAAAGGUGGGCUUAUAACCAAUUUCUUAUCCAACUUAGUCUCUCCUUCAAGUCCCAAAACAGAGGAGGUUUCAGCUCAAAAUGGUGACAUUCCAAAUGGGGUUUCUAAGAUUGAAGUUGAGAAUGAAAAAGAAGUGAAAAAACCAGAUUGUGAAAAGGAGAAUGAUGGUAUUGGUGGUGGUAUUAUUGACACCAUUGUUUCCCAUUUCCCAACUUCAAUUCCAGCUGAUGAGGCCUGUAUUCUAAUUCACUCCCUUGUUAAAGAUUAGAAUGUAAAGAGGAAGAAGAAAAGAGAUCUUGUUUUGUUAUGGUUUCUUUUUUUUUUUUUGAUGAAUAGUUUAGAUAUGUGUUCUUAGUUGUGAUUUGUUAUUAAAGGGUUGGGUUUGUGUGAAUGUAUAUAACAAUUUGCAUUGGCAUACUAUACUAUUCACAUUUUGCUUGUAAUGUUUUUAGUCAUAGUUAAAAAUAAAAAGUUACCCAUUUGAUCCAA
Molecule: messenger RNA, 1055 nt
Organism: Cannabis sativa
Lineage: Eukaryota; Viridiplantae; Streptophyta; Magnoliopsida; Rosales; Cannabaceae
Exons: 2
Coding region: 334-834 (166 amino acids)
Source: RefSeq, a predicted model, not a curated record